AUGGAUACCAAUACAGAUAUUAGCCGCGCCAAUGACCUGAACAUCACCAUCAGCGUCAUGACUGUCGCAAUAGUGGUCACCACGAGUAUCCGAAUUGUUGGCAAACUUAUUUGUCGUCGGGCGUUAGGGCCUGAAGACUACCUCAUCCUUCUCGGGACAGCCCUUGAUCUUGUUGCCAAUGCUUUUGACUAUAAAGCUACGGCUAGCGGGUUUGGCCGACACACCCGCUUCCUCUCACCCCCUUCCCGCAUCCAGGCCGUUAAAUACGCGCAGCUCGCCGUCGGCGUCGCAGCCUGGGCAAUCUGGAGCAUCAAGUUGUCUGUCUGCUUCUUUCUGCUUACGCUUAUCCGGGGUACAAAGCACCGCUACUUCCGCUGGGCAACGUACGCGCUCAUGGUUCUAACAACGAUAUCAAUGCUCGUGGGUGUUGCAUUGUGGGCGACGCAGGCGAGGCCACUGGCUAAGCUGUGGGAUCCCAGGAUUGAGGGAACGACGCUGAGGCUCGGUUGCUUCACGAAUAUCUUCUAUGCUCUUUCCCCAGCAUACUUUCUGUGGAAUGUGCAGCUGGAAUGGCGCAAGAAGGCGCCUGUGCUAGCUAUUAUGGGUUGUGGAGCCAUCGUAACAAUAGUUGGUUUCCUCAACAUCGCAUUCGCGCGCGACUUCCUAGACCGCGCAGAUAGCACUUGGGCGCUGACGAAUGAGUUUAUCUGCGAUAUUAUCGAACGGAACAUCUCUGCCUUUGUUGCGAAUCUCCCUGCUCUGUGGCAGUUAGGGAGAAGAUUCAGGGAGUGGUCAUCCAGAACGAAGACUGGAGAGCACCCUACUGGUAGUGACAGCAGUCGUUCUGGUCGGUUCGAGUUCGGUCGCAAUGGGUAUAAUAGUAGGCUGGAUUCUGAAGAUAGGAAUACCCACCCUUUGCGAGAGAGGUCCCGAGGAGGCGCGGGUGGAGACCGUUGGUAA
Messenger RNA from Aspergillus pseudonomiae, 960 nucleotides. RefSeq lists its product as uncharacterized. The coding region runs from base 1 to 960 and encodes 319 amino acids. NCBI's taxonomy places the organism in Eukaryota, Fungi, Ascomycota, Eurotiomycetes, Eurotiales, Aspergillaceae. The record is from RefSeq and is a predicted model, not a curated record. The transcript has 4 exons.